Oreochromis niloticus (Nile tilapia) is the source of this 1940-nucleotide messenger RNA. RefSeq lists its product as uncharacterized. Gene Ontology annotation, molecular function: ubiquitin-protein transferase activity. The transcript has 13 exons. Lineage: Eukaryota; Metazoa; Chordata; Actinopteri; Cichliformes; Cichlidae. Bases 174 to 1925 code for a protein of 583 amino acids. The record is from RefSeq and is a predicted model, not a curated record.
AAAUAGGAAAAGACACAACGGAAAUAGGAAAAGACACAACGGAAAUAGGAAAAGACACAACGGAAAUGUUCCUGGGGAGACAAUAACCCGACGGACCAUUUGCACGAACCAAAACAUGCUAGCCAGUGCGCUGGGACUGCGAGACACUUCAAAGAAGUGGAGGAGAGGUUAAGAUGUAUUGUCCAUUCUGUGGAUUCCAGUUUGAGAACUUGACAAAAUUUUGCUGUUCCUGUGGAAAAGACAUAAGUUUUGUACCAGCUAAAGAUGCUUCCACAGAACAAGAACACUCAAGAGCCAAGACAGUUGUUCAGCAGUUCUUCAAGUACCGUGAAGGUAAAGAGGCAGAAAGGAGGAUGUUCUCAAAAUCCAAAAAGAAAUCAAUGAAAACAGUGAAGAUUUCUGUUGGGAUCAUGAACAAACAAAAGACUGGCAUGAGACCCAUAAGAGGGAAAUCACUACCAUUACAUGUUGACCCAAGCUGGUCAUCUGAGAGGCUGUUGGGUGCUGCCAUUAAAAAACUGAAAGAUUUCAACCAAGAUAUGAAAGAUGUAGAAUACAUCCUGCUCUACCCUGAUGGCUCUCAAAUAAAAAAUAUUCCAGGAACUGACACACCCUUUACGAUUGAACUCUACAAAGAGGCCGUUGGCAAGUCUUACCAAAGAAUUACACUAUUUGUCUGCACACUUGAGGACUUUUUGUCAGAAUAUGUUAGUGCUUCAGAAGAUGAGGAGGAUGAUGAAGUUAUCGUUAGGGUACCACCCGUUACGUCACCCCUCUCUGACACAGUGCUUUGGUCAAGUCCAGAAAGCAGUACACCAGAGCCUAUACGUCGGUCACCUUCAAUAUCCCAAACAUCUGAUGUGCAAGUUCAGUGUGGUACAGAAUCUCAAAUGGCAUCCACAUCAGGAGAACAUACUACAAGUUACAAUAUCUAUACCAAUAUCUAUGCACCUGUCGUUAUUGACAGCAGUUCUUCAGAUGCUGAGGGAGAGGAGUUGCAAAAGGAAAACUGUGAUGAACCUGAUGGAUUGACGGCUGCAGAUGUCAUCUCAAAUCUGGCUCUGAAGAUCAACAAAACCUCCUGUAGCAGAUUCAACAUUAACAGAGCCAAUGUCUGGGAUGGUGCCUACCGAGGCUUCAGAAGGUCUUCAUAUAGUCCCAACUCUGGCAUGAUGGUGAAAUUCUCUGAUGACGUGGGGCUGGCUGAAGAGGCAAUAGACACAGGUGGGCCUACUCGAGAAUUUCUCACCCUUUUGAUGGAAGCCAUAAGGACGAGAAGAAUAUUCGAAGGAAAAGACUAUGCCAAAUAUCUCACAUUUCAUAGUAAAGCUGCAGAUGAAAAUGAAUAUUUCUACAUUGGAAGAAUGAUUGCAGUUUCCAUUGUCCAUGGUGGUCCAGGGCCAUGUUGUUUAUCUCCAAACUUCUUUAUGUACCUUGUUGGAAAAGACAAGACAUUCGAGGCACCAAUUGAUGAUAUAACAGAUGAAGAAAUCAAGAAGGCUCUACUAGAGAUAAAGAAUGCAACAUCUCUAAGUGAGCUCCGAGUAAUCUCAGAAAAACACUCAAGCAUGCUCCAGACAGCAGGAUGCUAUCGAUUCAUGAGGACACUGGAGGAUAAGAAGAAGGUAGUAGCGGAUUACAUUCAGUGGUACUUCAUCUACCGAAACCAUCUUUCCAUCCAAAGUUUCAGAGAGGGUCUAGCAACACUGGAUUUUCUAAACGCCCUGGAACAGCAUCCUUCACUCUUCUUCUCAUUCAUGUGCUACACUGAGACCAGGCUGACAGCUGAUCUUCUGGAGAACAUCUUUCAUGUGCAGUUUGGUCCACCUGGCAGCUCUAGGCGUCAAGAGGAGACAAGAGUAAUAAGCUACUGGCAAGACUAUCUGCUUUCUGUAGACUGUAUUAAAUUUGGUUGGAAAUGUUGAAAUGAGUACAUUUAU